AUGGAUUUCAUGAAGGUCAUCGAUCAAACUGUUCGUGAAAUAAAGAGGGAGGUGAAUUUGAAAGUCCUGAAGGUUCCUGAGAUCGAACAAAAGGUAUUGGAUGCGACAGAUGAUGAACCUUGGGGUCCGCAUGGUACUGCAUUGGCAGAAAUAGCCCAGGCCACCAAAAAGUUCUCUGAAUGUCAGAUGGUUAUGAAUGUCCUUUGGGUAAGAUUGAGUGAAACUGGCCGUACUUGGCGUUAUGUCUACAAGGCAUUGGCUGUCAUUGAGUAUUUGGUGGCCCAUGGAUCAGAACGUGCAGUUGAUGACAUAAUAGAACAUACUUUCCAGAUCUCAUCUCUCGCAAGUUUUGAAUAUGUUGAGCCAAGUGGGAAGGAUCAGGGAGUCAAUGUGAGGAAGAAGGCAGAAAACAUCGUGUCUCUUUUGAAUAAUAAAGAUAAGAUACAAGAAGUUAGAAAUAAAGCUGCUGCAAAUCGUGAGAAGUAA
Messenger RNA from Ilex paraguariensis (yerba mate), 486 nucleotides. The record is from the annotation of a GenBank genome assembly. Lineage: Eukaryota; Viridiplantae; Streptophyta; Magnoliopsida; Aquifoliales; Aquifoliaceae.